This is a messenger RNA of Filobasidium floriforme, 3527 nucleotides long. RefSeq names its product putative strand exchange protein. Bases 119 to 3379 code for a protein of 1086 amino acids. NCBI's taxonomy places the organism in Eukaryota, Fungi, Basidiomycota, Tremellomycetes, Filobasidiales, Filobasidiaceae. Gene Ontology annotation, cellular component: nucleus. Gene Ontology annotation, biological process: nuclear-transcribed mRNA catabolic process. Gene Ontology annotation, molecular function: zinc ion binding; 5'-3' RNA exonuclease activity; RNA binding. The transcript is spliced from 14 exons. The record is from RefSeq and is a predicted model, not a curated record.
UUAUUAACGGCUCUUAUCUAGCUAGUCGGAAUCUCCAUCGUGUGGGAUUAGAACUCCCUGAAUCCGCAAGUACGGCUACUCAGCCGCGAAUCAUACCCCCGGAGCAGACCAGAUCGACAUGGGUGUCCCAGCCUUGUUCAGAUGGCUCUCAAAGAAAUACCCGAAGAUCGUCGAACGGGUCAUCGAGGACAAGCCUGAAAAGGUGACCGGACCUGAUGGCAAGGAGACUUACGAGGAGAUCAAUUAUGGGGGUCCGAAUCCUAACGGGUUCGAGGUCGAUAACCUGUACUUGGAUAUGAACGGUAUCGUGCAUCCGUGUACCCACCCUGAGGGAAAGCCUGCUCCCGAAACCGAGGAAGAGAUGAUGGUCGAGGUCUUCAAGUACACCGAGCGAGUAGUGAACAUGGCCCGACCCCGGAAGGUCCUUAUGAUGGCGAUCGACGGUGUGGCGCCUCGAGCCAAGAUGAACCAGCAGCGAUCGCGAAGAUUCAGGGCUGCACAGGAGGCGGCAGACAAAGAAGAGAGCAGAUUAGAGGCGGUCAAGAUGUUUGAAGAGAUGGGUCAUCCCGUGAGCGCGGCGACUCAGGCUGAACUUGACAAGAAGGGAUGGGACACGAACGCGAUUACGCCAGGUACACCAUUCAUGGACCUACUGGCGGCGAGUCUACGAUAUUGGGUUGCCUGGAAGUUGAACAACGAUCCUGGUUGGAAGAACCUCGACGUCAUCAUCUCCGAUGCAUCUGUACCUGGAGAAGGAGAGCACAAGAUCAUGGACUGGAUUCGAAGACAGCGGACACAAGCGGAGCACGAUCCCAAUACGAGCCACGUUAUUUACGGUUUGGAUGCCGACUUGAUCAUGCUAGCUCUGGCGACUCAUGAACCCUACUUUAAAGUUUUGCGAGAAGACGUUUUCUUCCAGCAGUCUCGCGAUUCGGGUUGCAGGAUCUGCGGACAAGUCGGGCAUAUCGCAGCUCAAUGCACGGGACAGAAAAAGGUCAAACAGGACAAGCACGACGUCAAGAACGCUCCGGUAGAAGAGAAGCCGUUCAUCUUCCUAGAUGUCAGCACUCUACGAGAAUAUCUAGCUGUCGAGCUCGACUUGCGAUCGCCGGUAGUACCUUUUGAGCUCGAACGAGCCAUCGACGAUUGGGUCUUCCUCAUCUUCUUUGUCGGAAACGACUUCUUGCCCCACCUGCCAAGUUUGGAAAUCAGAGAAGGAGCCAUUGAUACCCUUCUCCGGAUAUGGAAGCGGGAGUUUGAGAGGAUGGGUGGCUAUGUCACCAAUCACGGACGAGUCGAGAUGGACCGUGCCCAAUUCAUCUUGGAGGGUCUCGCUGCCGAUGAGGACAGCAUCUUCCAGAAGAGACGGGAAGCCGAAGAGCGACAGAACCCAGCCAUGAAGCGGGAGAGGAAUACCCGAGGGAAUGACCAAGGCAAUGCUCGAAGAAACACCAGAGAACAGGCACCACCUCCUGGCACUAUACAAGCACACGAGGUCUCCUUGGUCGAAGUCAGCGCGCCGCCCGUCAAGUCUAUCCAUCAUUCUCUGCCGGCUCGGCCCGGUUUCAUGCCCGCUGCUGCGCCACCGGCAGAGAUGCCUGUAAUCGGACAGCGUGGCAAGAUGAGCCUUGUUGAUCAUCCGGUUCAAGAGGAUCGCACCGUGAUCAAGAAGGCGAACAUGUCUGCUGCCGAAGCUCUUCGAGCCAAACUCGCAGGUUCAACAGAGGUCUCUACAGAAACCGAAAAGACGGAUGAGGAGACAAAACCAGACUUGACGGGUGAAGAUUACGAUCAAGCUGGCGAGGAGGCUGGAGAUGGUACCUCGCCUCGUGGAAAGAAACGGAAAGCGAAGAAUGACCGGCCCGUCCCAGUCAUCGCGAAGGAAGAAGAGGACGCUCUUGACGACGAAGACGAUGCAGACGAGGACGAAGCCCCUCCCAACCCGGAUGCGGAUCAACCUCUACCGAAGAAGUUCAAGCUGAAGAAGAAUCCGGAUGGUACCGUAGACUAUGAGGAUACCGUGAAACUGUGGGAGCCCGGUUACAGAGAGCGUUAUUACCGCGAAAAGUUUGGGGUAGAGUUGAGCGAUAUAACGUUCAGGACCGAAGUCGUCAAAGCCUACAUGGAGGGAAUGAAUUGGGUUUUGCACUACUACUUCCAAGGCACCCCAUCGUGGGAAUGGUUCUACCCGUUCUACUACGCCCCGUUCGCUGCCGACUUCAAGGACAUUCAAAACUACGACAUUGCGUUCACUAUGGGCCGACCUUUCAAACCGUUUGAGCAGUUGAUGGGGGUUUUUCCUGCGGCAAGUAAGAAGCAUUUGCCAGAGCCGUACCAGCAACUGAUGAUCGGCGAGGAUUCGCCGAUCUUGGAUUUCUAUCCUCCCGACUUCGAAAUCGACAUGAACGGAAAGAAGAUGGCAUGGCAAGGUAUCGCUCUGCUGCCUUUCAUCUCUCAAGACAGACUGCUCGGCGCGAUCGCUACGGUAGAGCCGCUUUUGACUCCGGACGAAAAGAGACGGAACACGAUAGGAGACAACGUCAUGUUAAUAUCGGAUGACAACGAUCUGUACCCCAAGUUUUGCGAGUUGUACACGAAAAAGAAGGCGACGAGAGCCGUACCGAUCGACGGCAAACUGUCAAGAGGUAUCUGCGGAGCUGUUCUCGACGAUCCGAAAUGCAUUCCAGGAGCCAGUCUCGACUCGCCCUUGAAGGACGUGGAAGAAUGCCCAGAUAUCACCGACAACCGAACAUUAUCCGUACGGUAUUACUUCCCGAAAAUGCUGCGGCCGCAUCGAUCGAUGCUACUACCCGGUGUUAGGCACCCGCAAACGGUGCUCAAUGAGCAGGAUCGAGAGCAGACCCGCACGGGUCGAAGGGGAGGCAGAGGAGGCCGUGGAGGUGGAAGGGGCGGCGCGUUCAACGGUCCUCCUCGUGGAGGUGGGCAGACUGCUGCUUACUCGGCUCCGGCUUACGGAGGGUAUGGAGCCGGCGGUGCCCAGCAACAGCCUCCAGCUCAACACUACGCCGGCAAUCCUGGAGGCUAUGGAGUACCGGCUGGCGGCUAUGGGCUCGGAGGUACGGGUGCUUACAAUGCUGGCGGAGCGUAUGGUGGCUACGGAGGGUACGGUGGGGCAGGUGCUGCUUACCAGACUGCUUACGUACAGCCUUCGUACGGCGCACCUGCCGGUCAGGCUGCUUAUGGUGGAUACGGAGCCGCGCAAGGUGGCUAUGGAGGAUAUGGGGGUGCAGCCGGCGCUGCUGCCGGAGGGUAUGGAGGCUACGGUGGAUAUGGGGGAGGCAAUCUCGGUCGAGGAGGAGGAUAUGGGGGCUACGGCCAAGCUGCGCCCCGAGGAGGAAGGGGUAGGGGAGGUUACUGAUCUUUCGAUACAAAUUUCGACUUCGUGCAUAAUCGUGCUUGUGCAAUUUCUCAAACGGCAAACGAGAAUCUGUCCUUCGGGUUGUAUAUAAAGCGAGCAAAACAGGCGGAUUUACAUGCGAUAUGACCACGACCUCUUCUUCGUUCAC